This is a messenger RNA of Closterium sp. Yama58-4, 417 nucleotides long. NCBI's taxonomy places the organism in Eukaryota, Viridiplantae, Streptophyta, Zygnematophyceae, Desmidiales, Closteriaceae. The record is from the annotation of a GenBank genome assembly.
AUGGGAAUUAGCCGAAGUGGUUUAAACGAGACGCUUGCGGAUACGUUGCUUACAAAAAAUGUUACAAUCUUUGCGCCAACCAAUGGGGCGUUCUUCCGCAUGCCUAAGAAUGUGCGCUUUGGAGGACUGCAGAGGAAGAAGAAAGUUCUCUGGCAGGUGAUGGCGUAUCACGUGCUGCCACGUCGGAUGGAGAUCAAUGACAUCAAGGCACUUGGAAACGGAUUUCUGAUGGAAACACUUGGUAGCUUUUCACUCAAGAAGAACGAGACCAACAACCAGCUGUGCAUCGCCAGGGCUGAAGAAGGCUCCUGGGGCGCGAAAGUUUUGAUCGGAAACAUGUACUCCAGCCCAUCAAUUGUUGUCCAUGCGGUGGAUACCGUGCUGCUUCCAGUUACAGUCAAUAAUAAUGGCACCUAG